GCUCGGCCGCGGGGCCGCGCGGAGCGGAGCGGCGCGGAGCGGAGCGGCGCGGCGCGGCGCGGCGGGUCUCCGCGGAGCGGCUCGGGGAGCGCGGAGCAGCCGGUGGCCGCGGGCGGCGUGCGGGGCGCCGCCAAGCUCCGGUUCGCAAAGCGCCGCAGCGCGCCGGGUCUCGGCGGGGUGGAAAUCCAGAGAGGAAAAACAAGAAAGCGACGCCAAAAUGGAGCGAGAGUUAGCGGCUGGCGUGCAGCCUUCGACUCCGGGCGAUUUUUCCCCCCUCCUUCCUUCCCAAUUGCUUUUCCCUACAGUGAUUGUUUUAAGAGCGCGACUUGGAAGGGCUCUGCCGAGCGGUAGGGAAUUGGGGCACAUGAGGAAACUCGGAUUUAGCGUAACUGUACCAGCAGAUGUGGCCGCCUUGCCUCGAGCCAGCGGUACGCUAGCGGGGUUUCUGAUACGCCAGGGCUCGCUCCGGCAGCGUGGAGCGAUCAAGUGCAAAAAUAAGGUUUGCGUGGGUGGUUUUAAAGAGACACCUUGGGAGAACCGCUGCUUUCAACCCGUAGGUUGCGACUUCCUAUGCAAAGUCUGUAGUUUUCUUCCACACGCCAGGAUGUGCCUGGGAGGCCGAGGCCUGGUUCUCUUUGUUUUUAUUUGUUGUCAGGUUGUGUGUGCGUGCGCGUGUGUGGUUUUUCUUCCACUGAGCAGGGUUCAGCGUGUUGGGGUUUUUUUUCCCCCUCCUCUUGGCUUGAUUUAGAGUGGAGUUGAGGAGUCUGGGUCGUGGGUUUUGUAAGGGUGACUUUGUGCUGAGGACAUCUGGAGAAAUAAAACUGACUGACACCUCUGAUUUGAGCUUCACUGAACUGUUUUGGACCCAACUUGACAAUUUUGGUGGGGGUGAAUGGGUCAGGGCCGUAAAUCUUGCUCCGGGUUGUCGACACCCACACAAGCUCGCUCAGCCUUUCAAAGGGGCUAUCCCCGCUCCUGUGAAAAUUCAUUAAGGGAUAAAAGAUUUGACACCGCAGGUCCCCUCCCACCGCUGAAUGAAACUGCAGAGCCAAAAUGUGCGUGUGUGUCCCGGCGCUUUUCUCCUGACAGGUGAUGCUUUUUGCAGCCCGGAGGUGUCGGUGCCUGGCCGCCCGUUGCCUCCGGCAGGCUUUGGAUCAAGCCCCGCUGGAACAGCGGGGCGCUAGAAAGAGGGAUUUCUGCCUUUCCUUUCUUUCUUAAAUAAAGCAAACACAGCAGGUGAGGUCUUAUUUUUAGAGGGCCCGAGACGUUGGUGCGUUUCCAGCGUUGCGUGCUAGCACCGUGAGCGGCCCCCCCUCUCCCUGCUCGUGUCCUGGGACUGACCUCCCCGAGCCCGGGGACGGGGCUCGUCGGUGCUUUCACAGGCUUCCGCGUCUGCGGGGCGAAGCGGCGCUGGCUUCGACCCGGGGGUCGGGAAAGGUGGGGGGAUCGGGGCAGAAAUAUGCCUGGUGGUUGUAACCUGGCUCUGAAAGGGUUAAGUCUGCUCUGCCAAGACAUAAAGUAAGUUCAACGUGUUGUGGGAAUAUCACUUGCCAGUAAACUCCAGUCACCACAAUUUCUGAUUUAACAGCUUAACUUGCUGUUAACUUUUCCUGAUAUACUCCAGGUUUUGGACGUGAACGCAGAAAGGAGAGAGGAACAAUAAAGAAAGGAGUUAAGUGAGGCUACUAAAAUGGACUUAAAUCCCUUCCCUGGGUCUUGCCAGCUGUCUUUAGAAGAGUUAAGCAAGAUUGCAUUUCCUUUUUUUUCUGCCAUAAAUCAAAUGUUUCUGGGCUGCAUACCAAAAUUUGUGCAAUACGCGCUUGCUCCCCAGCGGGGUGAGUAAAUGGUACUGAAUACCCCAUUCACCUUUCCGAGCUUGAUUUUUCCACAGCUCCGGUCGCCCUCGGUGCAGGACCCAGGCGCAGGGCGCGCUCCCCGGCUGGCGGGAGCCGCGGCGAGGAGGCGCGAAGGCGCCUUGCUCCGCCUGGGAAAGGUGCCGAGGAUGCGCGCGGCGAGGCGGCUGCUGCUGCUGCUGCUGGCCUUCCUGGCCUCCGCCCUGGACGCCGCCGCCGCCUACGGCACCGCCGAGACCCUCUGCGGCGGCGAGCUCGUCGACACGCUGCAGUUCGUCUGCGGGGACCGGGGCUUCUACUUCAGUAGGCCCGUGGGGCGAAAUAACAGGAGGAUCAACCGCGGCAUCGUGGAGGAGUGCUGCUUUCGGAGCUGCGACCUGGCUCUCCUGGAAACCUACUGCGCCAAGUCCGUCAAGUCGGAGCGAGACCUCUCCGCCACGUCGCUCGUGGGGCUGCCGGCACUCAACAAGGACAGCUUCCAAAAGCCUUCGCACGCCAAGUACUCCAAGUACGACGUGUGGCAGAAGAAGAGCUCGCAGCGGCUGCAGCGCGAGGUGCCGGGCAUCCUGCGGGCCCGCCGGUACCGGUGGCAAGCGGAGGGGCUGCAAGCCUCCGAGGAAGCCAAGGCGCAUCGCCCCCUCGUCGCCCUGCCCAGCCAGAGGCCCCCGGCGCCGCGGGCGCCCGCGGGGCCGCCGGGCCGCCAGAAAUGAACUGCCGAGCGGCGUCUCCGUUUUGGGUCCGCCGGGGGCGGGCGGGAGGACUGGCGAGGUCUAGCCCCCGAGCCCCUCGGCCCCCCCGGGGGCUGCCCCCGAGCCGCGCGGCGGCCGGCCGGGCGCGGGAGCCCGGCGCGGCGCCGGCGGGACCGCGGCGCCCCGGGCCAGCGGCGCCGUCUCCGUGGCCUCGUCCUCGCGGGCGGUUUUGGGGGGCGGGAGGGGUGUUUCGUUUCUCAGACCUGUCCUCUUCCCCCGUGUACCCAGUGUUUCCGAGCCUGUGCUUCAAAGGGACAGUGUGGCACUUGACCUUUUCGGUUUUUUCCCUGUGGGGCACGGCAUGACAUCCCGGGUGCCAACAGCAGAAGACAAAAGAAAGAGCGAGAGGGGAAAAGGAUACGAAGUCAACAUUUUUUUUCGAGAAGAAGAGUCCAUUCCGUGUCUUUCUUGACAAUAAAGUGAAAAAAACGGGGAGAAAUCUUGAGGGAUAUAAAUCUUUUUGCCUCAUUCCCACCCCCACUUUUUUUUUUUUUUUUUUUUGGAUAACUUUUCUUAUUUUUAUAACUUUCUUUUGCACCUUUGAAAAAAACGUAACUGAGAAGAGAUUCCGAGGAGACCCAUCUGCAUUUUUUGUGUGUGCUUAAUUACAAGAUUCCAAAUCGACUUGCACCUUUUGAAAAUCAUCGAUGAAGUGAGAAAGAGAGAAAGAGGAGAGAGAGAGAGAGAGAGAGAGAGAGAAAGAGAGAGAGAGAGAAGAAAAAGGAAAGGGGAAAAAAAGAAAAAGUGAGCUGAUGCUCACUUUAAAUGGAGGAGGCGUCUGCAUUGCACAUUUGCCACGGAUUUAGUUGAUUUAUAUAUAUAAUAUAUUAUAUAACUUUUUUGGCAAAAAAAGCACUAUUUUUAUGGGACAUUUUGUGUAGUAUCUGAAGAGGGAUUGUAAUGUUUAAAAUGUGUUAUGGUGCUAAAGUAAGUUGGAAGGGAAAAAACCCAGAAAUAGCAAGGGAGGGUGGGGAGGGAAGGACAAGAUAGCGAAUACUGAACUUGAAAUUUUAGCUUUUCGUUUUAGGAAAAGUGUGAUAAAUGUGUUUCUUUUCUCUUCUGAAAUAUAGCUUGGUCAUGACCAUAUGAGCUAGUUGGCUGUCACUCAUGUACACAGAUGCACGCACACACAGAAAUACAUCUAUACGCAUCCUUUUUUUUAAGAAAAGAGAAAAACAAAACAAAAAAAAAUCUAGACUAAAAGGGAACUGCUCUGAAGACAAACCACGCUGGAGUCGCGCAGGUGUGCCCGCUCCGCCUCCGGGCCCCGCUCCGGCGGGGACCCCGCCGCGCUGGCUCCCGGGGCCGCCUCCUCCGGCCCCCGCUCCGGCUUCUCCCCGGCGCUGCCGGCUCGCUCGCGCGCCGAGCCCCGGCGGAGGCGGCCGCGCCACCACCCGCCGGCUCCUGCCCCUGCUCGGCCCCUCGCCGCGCGGGAGGGAGGCAAGGCGACGCCGCGGCUCGAGGCGCGGGCCGGAGAGGCGGGCAGCGGGCUGUAAAAUAGGUUGGUUUUAAAAUAAUAUAUAUUAUCUGUCUAGGAACCGUAAAAGGGGGGAAUCAAUUACAUCUCCCUAUGAUAUACUCUCACUUGCUAAUAAAAUGGGGACACUCUGUUAACCAGUUCUGUACUUGCUUUGUCUUAUAUAUCCAUACAUUUAAAACAUAAAAAAAAAAGACUACUUGAAUUGUAUUCUAUUUCGUGGUUUGGAGGGGAGGGCUAGGGGGAGUUUUGAGAGGGGGAGGAUUUUAAUGUAUAAUCCUUUUGUUUGUUAUUACCUUGCAAUGUUGAGCCAUGAAGCCUUUGUUUAAAAAAAUGGCACUGCAAUACACGACAAAGAAAAUCCUUUAUUUAUUUUAUUAAAUAUAUAUGGAAAAGAAUGAAAAUUGGUCCAAAUUAAAAGGGCGGCGGGGGAGGGAGGCGGGUGGGGUGGGGAAGGCAGAAUAAAAACAGAGCAAUUGCAAAUAAUUAACUUUUUUUUUUCCUUUUCAUGUGUCUUUUUUUAAAAGAAACCUAGUUUUUAUUUUUUAAAAAGAGAAGUAAAAGCUUUCCUGGAUGCUUUGUACCAAAAAAAGAAAAAUGAAAAAAAAAAAAGAAAAUCUGUUAAGCAAAUAAAUAUCCAUCCAGAAUACGAA
Messenger RNA from Dromaius novaehollandiae (emu), 4732 nucleotides. RefSeq names its product insulin like growth factor 2 (gene IGF2). The transcript is spliced from 4 exons. Lineage: Eukaryota; Metazoa; Chordata; Aves; Casuariiformes; Dromaiidae. The coding region runs from base 1844 to 2563 and encodes 239 amino acids. Gene Ontology annotation, cellular component: extracellular region. Gene Ontology annotation, molecular function: protein serine/threonine kinase activator activity; insulin-like growth factor receptor binding; hormone activity. The record is from RefSeq and is a predicted model, not a curated record. Gene Ontology annotation, biological process: positive regulation of glycogen (starch) synthase activity; positive regulation of insulin receptor signaling pathway; positive regulation of transcription by RNA polymerase II.